GCGGCCUGCCCAAGGAGCAUGUAGAAUACUUGGAGCGCUAUCAGAUGACUCUUAUAUAUAGAGCGUCCUCCAUUUCCACUCCACAGAAAGUAAAUCUAUGCUUCAACCUAGCAGCAAUGGCAAGCCUUAGCGAGCCUGCAACAUGGCUCGACCGCCUCCAAGAGCAAUUGAAAGUUGAUAUCGACUGCAUGGACCCUGACGAGUCGCGAAAAUUGCUCCCUUUCAAGCCAUACGAUCAGACGAGCAAUCAACGCUUAGUCUACGAGCAGAUGACAUCCACCGAGAAUCGCGACCUACUUCUCCAAGUCGCUCGAGGGUACAAACAUAAGGGCUGGGAAGCAAUUCUCGACCGGAGCGCCCUCCUCUCCGCAAAGAAUAUCGACAACAUCCAAGGCCGAGUCCUGCUGCAGACCUCAGCCUACCACGCCUACGACACACAAAAGGUAGUCGACCAUGCGCGAUCUUAUGUGCGAGAGCUCGAACGUGUUGGGAUAUCCAGGGACCGCGUAUGCAUCAAGAUCCCGUCUACUGGGCCUGCCUUGAACGCCAGUCCGAUCCUGCUGAAAGAUGGGAUUCGCACGCUUGGAACGUCGCUGCUUUCGCUCCCUCAAGCGAUUGCGGCCAGUCAGGCUGGGUGUCUCUAUAUAAGUCCUUAUUAUAAUUUACCCUGGUACCAUGCGGAACCUGGGCAGUGGCCGAAUGUGCAAGACCCAGCGCUUGAACAUCCCAUGACACCUAGGAUUCUCCAAAUCAUCCAGACUUACCGGCGCCUUCAUGAGGAGACAGGCAAAGAGCAGCCCAUGCUCAAGCCGGCAAGCUUCAAGUCCCCGCGAGAGGCAAUGGCAAUGGGUGAACUAGGAUGCGAGCACGCAACUAUACCAGAGGAUAUUCUCCAGCGGCUCGCUCUACUCAGUCUAUAUGAGAACCCGCCUCCUGGUGAAGGUCCCAGUAGCGAUGGGACAAUUCCACCCCGGCUUGCAAACCUGGCCACAAUGGACCCUCUUGCUGCCCCUGGCUGGACAGGGAAAUUGGCAUCAACAGAUAUAGACUACCUGGCUGAUAAUGGCACGGCCUUGACAAGGGCCAUUGAUGAGGAUCCGGUGACAAAGAGGGGCCUUCGCGAAGCGCUUGAGGGGUUCAUGGUAAAUGAGUUGCAAAGCAAGAAUGCGAUUGAGGAGGUUUUGAAGCAGGUCUAG
Messenger RNA from Aspergillus versicolor CBS 583.65, 1196 nucleotides. RefSeq lists its product as uncharacterized. NCBI's taxonomy places the organism in Eukaryota, Fungi, Ascomycota, Eurotiomycetes, Eurotiales, Aspergillaceae. Bases 45 to 1196 code for a protein of 383 amino acids. The record is from RefSeq and is a predicted model, not a curated record. Gene Ontology annotation, biological process: carbohydrate metabolic process; pentose-phosphate shunt, non-oxidative branch. The transcript is spliced from 5 exons. Gene Ontology annotation, cellular component: intracellular anatomical structure. Gene Ontology annotation, molecular function: transaldolase activity.